CCCGCCGCAAUCUGUCGUGCAUUGAUGACGUCAUUGUAAUGGCCGCUCUCCCAGCGCUGUGCGGGUUCUUUUCUUUUCUCCGCUGAUUCAGUUGCAUCAAACCGAAAAGCGUUCAUUGUAGACUGUGGUAGGGCACCUCAGAGGGAGGGGCUGCCGUUACAGCAUCAGUGGCUUAAUUAAAAAAAACUUUAGUUUUGAAAGGUGAUUGAGAAUCACGCUUGUUAGCGCUUUUAGCUUAGCUGCUCAGAGAUAGGCUGUGAGCGGAAAGAUGGCGAAGAGAUGCCGCCUUGUCGCACCGGUGCUUGUGCAGCUGCGAGCAGGCUCUAAUGUCGCUUAGCUCUCCGGUGUCCGUGCGUGUAUAUGUGUAUAAGAGUAUUUUGCGUCUGUUUGUUUAGCGGUUUAGGUCUUUUAGCUGGAUCUCCACCGUCGUCGACCUCGAGGCCUACUAACUUAGUUGGCAGCUAGCUUGCUAGAUAUUGGAUGCGUUAGACUAGUUUGUUCCACCUGGUUUAUGGCCAACUAGUUAUGGACGUUUUUGGUGGGUAAAUGUGCAACACUGGAAGUUUAUCUGCUGUCUUUCGUACAUUUACAGCCCGUUUUUCUUGCUAAACGUGGUUGUAGCAUGCGCUACAUUGGUUCUUCUAGUUGAGCCUGGCUCUGUCUGUCAGUGUAGCCUGAUAACAGUUUCGGAACUUAGCCUAGCGUAGCAGGAAUUAUUGUUCAUUCGCUCGCUGCUUGGCCAAAAAAUAAGUCGCCGUCGGGAGUAAACCCUUCAAAUAGUCAGAACUUUGUCCUCAUGGAUACACCUGAGAGCCCCACACAGUCUCCACAAUCCCCCGAAGAUGAGGAAAAGGGGUUUUCCAACAGAGGGGGGCUGGACUCCCCCGAUGAAGAGGCUGAUGGGGUCAUCUCAGACAGUGAGUUGCUUCAAGAUGAUGAAGAUGGGGGCAUAGUUGAAGAAGAUCGAGAAAUGAUGGGGGAAAGCCAAGGGCAAAUUUCAGAUCUGGAGGACGAGGUGGUCCCGGAUUUUGUCUCAGAUCCAGAGGAUGAUAAGCCUGUCGGAGAGACAGGUGAGAUGAGUCAUGAAGAUGAAACCAUCCUCCUGAUGGACGGGGAUGAGGAUGGGCCACAGGAGGAAGAGGAAAGAGUGAUUGACACACCACGAUCGCCUGAUUCGGAGCCUGAACAAGCCCUCUACCCUGAGGAGGAUGGAGACGAUGCAGAUGAAGGAUACGGCUACUACAAACGCAUCUCAGCUGAACAGGGGGCUCAAGAGGCCGAUGAUGACGAGGAAGAUGAGGAGAAUAAAGACAAACCCGAAGAAGAUGAGGAGAGUGAAAGGAGGAGGAGAGCCGCCGCAGCGAGAGAAAUGAAGGACGAUUCUGCCUCGGUGUCUCGCGAGCUGGACGAGCACGAACUGGAUUAUGAUGAAGAAGUCCCAGAGGAGCCCAGCAUCCCUGCACACGACGAAGAGGAUGAUGAGGAUGAAACGAAAGCAAAGGGAGAGGAGGAAGAGCAAGCACAGAGCGACGAAAAGAACAUUAAGAAAAAAGAGAAGAAGCGGAUCCUUCCUCCGUCUCCGAAUGAUCCCAGGAGGGAAGAGGACUCCAAAGGUCUGGAGAGGACUCGCAGAGACUCCUUCAUAGACAGGAAGAAAGAGGAUGAUGAUGGAGAGAUAGAUGAAGGAGAGAUUGAUGAUGACGACCUGGAGGAGGGGGAGGUCAAAGACCCGUCAGACAGGAAGAUCAGACCACGUCCCAUCUGCAGGUUCUUCAUCAAAGGAAACUGCACAUGGGGGAUGAACUGCAGGUUUAUCCACCCAGGAGUCAACGACAAAGGGAACUACUCCCUCAUCAGCAAACCGGACCCCUUCUCACCAAAUGGAGCCCCUCCUGGGGGGCCACUCCCGCUCAUGCCCAACACCCCCUGGGUCGGCCCACCCGUGGAGGAGCUGCCCCCACCACCUCCUCCUGCAGAGCCUCCUGUGGAGAGCGCCUGGGAGAGAGGACUAAGGCACGCCAAAGAGGUGCUGAAGAAAGCCACAAUCAGGAAGGAGCAGGAGCCCGACUUUGAGGAAAAGCGCUUCAACGUGACGAUCGGAGAAGACGAGAGGGACUUUGACAAAGAAAACGAGUUCUUCAGAGAACGCAGCUACCGCGUCAUCAGAGAGGAAGUGGAUUUCAGAGAUCCAGUAUACAGCGACCCCUACGCUGACCCCUACUAUGACUAUGAAAUGGAAGCUUUGUGGCGCGGGGGCCAUUAUGAAAACUUCAGAGUGCAGUACACUGAAGCCCCCAUUCCUUACCACUUCACUGAGCGCGAACGCGAGCGGGAACUUCGGGAGCGUCACAGAGAGCGGGAGAGAGACCACCGUGAGCGGGAACGCCGACAGCGGGAAAGGGAGCGGGAACGAGAGCGGGAGCGUGAGAAGGAGAGGAUGAAGCGGAAAGAAGAGUGGGAGAGGGACCGGAUCAAACGCGACGACAAGGAGCGGCCGAGGAUGCGUCCUCCUCGAGACCCCAGAGACAAGAAAGAAGAGGAAAAGAUGAAGCCGCGCUCCCCCCCCAACCUGCCCGUCAACAGGCCGAUGGAGCCACCUUCAAAGAAAGAGAUGCUUCCUGUCAUGAGACGACCAGAUGAGUGGAAAGACCCAUGGCGCCGAUCCAAAUCUCCAAGGCGACGGGCCGGUUUGGGCUCCCCACCUCGAGGCCGCCGGCGACAUCGACCCUCAGGCUCCUCAGUCUCCUUGUCCAACUCUUCCAGGUCUUCAUCUCGCUCUUCGUCAUACACUGGUUCCGGGUCGUCUCGCUCCCGCAGCCGCUCCUCCUCCUUCAGCUCAUACUCCAGCCACUCGUCCCAGCACAGCUCCUUCAGCGGCAGCCGUUCCAGGUCUCGAUCUUUUUCUUCGUCUCCCUCAAAAAGUCCAGCAGUACCCCGGAAUGCCAAGAACAAACCAGACCUCCUUGCUGUGUCCGCUCGAGGCGUGCCACCUAAGCUGGGACCCAUGCCUCCUCCUCGCAGGGAGAAGCCCCCCCUGAAGAAAGCCCCCAGUCCACCUCCACCUGCUGGACCGCCGACCAGGCCACCCAAACCCCCCACAGAGGGAGGCAAGCCUCCCUCUGUUCUCAGAGAAGCUGGAAGCUCUGGGGGAACCGCAGGAAUGGGUGGAGUGGGUGCAGCAGGCAGACCUCCCCAACCACGGGAACCUGGGAGACCCCCGAACCCACGGGAGGGCAGGCUAAGGGAGAGGCAGCAGCACCCUCCCCAUAGGAGAACUGUGAGUGGGAGUGUGAGUGGAAGUGGCAGCAGUUACACCGGUUCCAGCUCCAGAUCCAGGUCAUCCUCCAACUCCCUGUCUCGCUCCCGCUCUGGAUCCAGAAAGUCCAGAUCGCUCAGUGUCAGCAGCGUUUCGUCCGUAUCGUCUGCAUCGUCCAGCAGCUCCAUGCGUAGCGCCGACUCUGACGACAUGUACGCAGACCUUGCAAGCCCGGUGUCCUCCGCCAGCUCCCACUCGCCCACACCCAACCAGCCCCGCAAGGAGCGCAGGCCUCCACGAGACCGCUCGCCUCCGGGCCGGGACAAGAACAGGGAAAGACCGUCAAAGAAAGAUGAGCUUUUUAGGGAAGAUCGCAGGAAAAUGGACCAGUCUGGAGCUCCACCCAGAGGGGCUGGUGCCCCACCUCGAUCUGGACCUGGCAAUAGGGGAGGCCCCCCUGUGCAUCCUCUACCUGUGGCUGGUGGCCCCCCUGGAAGCUAUGGAGGUUCAGGUUCCCACAAAGACAUCAAACUGACCCUGCUUAACAAGCAGGGAGACAGAGGCAACAGAAAGAGGUACCUGCCUUCAGACAAGGACCGGUCCGGUUCCCCUCUCAGCAAGAGGAUGGCCAUGUCUCCAGACCGAGGCCGUGAUAAAAAGAUGCCUGGUCGACCCCCAAUGUCUCCCAGAAUGGAUCGUCCGAGAGGACAGGGACCUCGACUCAUGCCCCCCCAGGGGGACAGAAAACGCCCCCUGUCUCCUCCACCCAAGUCCUCUGGGAAAAUCCCAACGACCCCGUCAAGCAAGCCGCCGGCAGCAGCCUCGACUCCGGCUGGGGGGUCAAGCUCGGGCUCUGGGAAGCCCAGCAACACGCUGUCCCGCCGCGAGGAGCUGCUGAAGCAGCUGAAGGCCGUGGAGGACGCCAUAGCACGGAAACGGGCGAAGAUCCCCGCCAAAUAAAGGGGAGGGCGGCCUCCUCGUCUGCCUGCUCGCUCCGCCUCGUGAGCCCAAAGGCGGCGAGGGUGAAGGGGCGGAGCACUGAGGCCCCCGCCCUCCAGAGGACCUGUAAAAAUGUGUUGUGGUUCAUGUUUAAAGGCUGUGAUGUAAGUGACCUGGAGGUAGGCGCUCGGAUGUCCUCGGAGAAGAUGAAAGCGUUUUUCUUCGGGAGGGGUACCUGGACACGUGGUCGGGGGGCUUUGAGGCUUCGUUGCGCGAAAAACAGCUCAGCAGCGGGAAGCAUCUUUCUCACGAAAACAGAUUUAUACUGAACCUGCUUUCUCCACCCCCUUUUAUCAUCUCGUUCUUUUGUUUGAUGAAGUGGAUCGGUGGCCAACCUUCACUGAAGCACCGCCCGCUUCACCGUUUUCCGCCGCUUUCACUUUUGUACAAAAAUACGAAAAAAGUCAGAUUCUUUCAACUGUAUGAUUGUAGACGGCAGUGAUGUGCGUACAGUAUUUGCUUUCUUUUUUUUAACUCGAGAUUUACUUUUCCUCUUAGCUCUUAAAAUGAUAAACCAGUCUUUUUUUGUGUCAGACUUUUAGUUGGAGGCGUACGAGGGGUGGAGCAGGGCGUUGAGAGACGGGCGAUGUCUUGCUUUUGUGACAAGAGCCUUCUAAAUAAACUAUUUUGAUAAAGCGAA
Messenger RNA from Oryzias latipes (Japanese medaka), 4895 nucleotides. It is a transcript of the gene zc3h18, whose product is annotated as zinc finger CCCH-type containing 18. Gene Ontology annotation, molecular function: metal ion binding; RNA binding. Lineage: Eukaryota; Metazoa; Chordata; Actinopteri; Beloniformes; Adrianichthyidae. The record is from RefSeq and is a predicted model, not a curated record. Gene Ontology annotation, cellular component: precatalytic spliceosome.